Molecule: messenger RNA, 1790 nt
Organism: Ictalurus furcatus (blue catfish)
Lineage: Eukaryota; Metazoa; Chordata; Actinopteri; Siluriformes; Ictaluridae
Gene: map6a
Product: microtubule-associated protein 6a
Exons: 5
Coding region: 1-1221 (406 amino acids)
Biological process (GO): cytoskeleton-dependent intracellular transport; regulation of microtubule cytoskeleton organization; microtubule cytoskeleton organization
Cellular component (GO): Golgi-associated vesicle; cis-Golgi network; microtubule
Molecular function (GO): calmodulin binding; microtubule binding
Source: RefSeq, a predicted model, not a curated record
AUGGCGUGGCCGUGUAUCACCCGCGCGUGCUGCAUGGCCCGGUUCUGGUCUCAGCUGGACAAAGCCGACAUCUCGGUGCCUUUGGUCUUCACGAACUACUCGGACGCGUGCGACACGGUCCAGCCGCGCGCUCAUCCCAGAGCAAGCGGGGUCGCCAUAGAAACGCAGCCUGGCGGCGCUGGGAGCGCGCAGGAGGUCGUCUCUAAAGGCCCGGGCGCGCCCACGACGGCCGCGUCCAGCGAGAGCGCGCAGGGCUCCGUGAUGCGUCAGGACUUCAAAGCAUGGAACGUGCGUCGCGAGCCCAGCUGCAAGCCCAAGCGCGAGUACCACGAACCGGAUGUGCCCUUGUGCACCGAGACGCAGUACCAGAAGGACUUUAAGCCGUGGCCUAUUCCGCGCAGAGAUCACCCGUGGAUCCCCAAAGCCAGCCGCGCGGAGCAGGACGGCGGCGUGGAGAAGGGCCAGAUCGCUGACAGAGUGCAGGAGAAGGAGAUACUGAAGCGGAGGCAGGCCAGGAAGACGGAAGACCGGACCGACAAGGGGUCAGAGGUCAAGCACGAGCCGCAGAAGUUCGGAGGACGGGCGGCCGCCGACGCGCUCAAUCGGCAGAUCAAAGACGAGGUCGGCACCGAAAGUUCCCACAGGCGGGAGACGAGCUACAGCGCCAGCUACAGGGGAGAACAGUCCACCGUGCAGCUGAGUGAUACCGAUAACAAGGCGCAGGACAGGAGGAGAGUGCGCAUGCUGUACAGCCAGCCCCACUUCGAGACCGCUAAAGCGGACAGAUCCAGUCUCCCGCGCUCCAAGCCGAAAAAGCCGCCGUCCUCUUCGUCCACUCGCGGUAAAGCGGUGAAGAAGUCGAAGGAGAAGCAGGUGGCGCCGGGGUCGGUGCGCGGCUCCAAGAAGAAGAGCGCUGAGAACCAGCGGCCGAGCGACAAGGAGAAAAGUAAAGAGAUGAACAACAAACUGGCUGAGGCGAAAGAGCUCGUGCUAAAACAGCAGCACUACAUUCAGCUCUGUCAGCCAAUCCGAGAUAUCGGUUGGGUGCAGACGCUAAAGCAACACCUGUGGCGCUGCGCUCUACCUGACCCAAGUGAAUCAGAGUCUGCAGUUGGACGAGUCAGCGAUUUUUAUUCCUCUGGGACUUCUGGAGGAGAGCAGGAGCCACAGGAACCUCGCAGCAAGGCUGUAGUGCGCUUCGCCCCUGAUGUUAAAUACUGAGAGAGAGAAAGAGAGAGAGACAGACAGACAGACAGACAGACAGACAGAAAGAGACAUGUAAUGUUCACUACUUAGCAAUGUUUAGGUUUUAUGGCAAUACAUCUAGAAUAUUUAUUUUUCAAAGCUGUUUGAUUUCUGUUGAUGAUCAGCAUCAACAAUCUGGAUGAAAACACACACACACACACACACACUCACACACACUCACCUUUACACUCAGCUGAUUCUGCUCUCUGUAACAGAAAUAAGGCGAGAAAUGAAGCACAUAUUGGAAUAUUACAGUACUGUAUGUAUAUAUAAUGUAUGUAGUAUAUAAUAAUUAUGAAACGCACUCCAGAGCUUCCUUAUAAUAAAGUCACGAUGAUUAUUUUCUGCAUAGACUGUUUGCAAAGUUUGAAAUGGUGCUAAGAGUUUGCUUUCAGUUCACACUGUCCACGCUUGAGAAUAAUGCUGUUAAUAUCACAGAGAGAGAGAGAGAGAGAGAGAGAGAGACCAUCAACACCAUGAAGUGCUUCCUUAACGUACAUGUACAUCAUCACUGUAUAAAAAGUCAUCGUGUGAAUAAAAACGCA